Messenger RNA from Drosophila ficusphila, 2132 nucleotides. Its product is annotated as nose resistant to fluoxetine protein 6-like. The transcript has 9 exons. Gene Ontology annotation, molecular function: acyltransferase activity, transferring groups other than amino-acyl groups. The record is from RefSeq and is a predicted model, not a curated record. Bases 1 to 2094 code for a protein of 697 amino acids. Lineage: Eukaryota; Metazoa; Arthropoda; Insecta; Diptera; Drosophilidae.
AUGGCCAAAAUACUCGGAGUGAUUUUCCUCUGUGGGCUCGCGCUCAUUAGUGCCUCGCAACCAAAAGAAAGCGAUGUCCUGCCGGAGUUCCAAAAACUAAGUCAACUCAGAUCCUUGGCAUUUGAGUUUGCAGGACGCAUUCAGGAUGUAAAACCCGAAGACUUAAACCUCCUCGAUACCCGAGCGGCAAGUCAGGAGGAUCUGCUGUGCCUCAGUGAUUUGGCCGCAUUUAUGACUGGUCUGCAAAGUGGUCAAUACUGGGCACUGAAGAUGCUAGAUGCCUGGGGUUCCAUACCUUCUGGCCUGCUCACUGGCAACAUGUACGAUCUGGGUCAGUUCGACGAGUGUCUCGCCAUCAAAAAGGACACCAGCCAGGGCAGAACCAUUCAGGGGAAGUACUGCUUUCUCUCAGUGUCGGCGGCGGCAGCGCUUGGAGUCCAGACCAGGAUGGUGGGAAAUUUCAAGACCGCCACCUGUUUUCCGGCCUCCUGUUCGGCGAGUCACAUGAACGCGUUUGUGGGCCAACUAGUGAAGCAGUUCCUGAAUACCACUUUCCCCAGCUCGGUCAUGAGUAUCAGCGAAAGCAGUUGCCAGACCAGCGAAAGUGAACCCUGGGAUGGACUCACCAUUUUUAUGAUAGUGAUGUUAUCGGUGAUGGGCGGCCUGGUAGCUUUGUUUACGUUGUGGGACUACUGUCUGGUCAAGAAUCAGGAUCAUCUCCCCACAAUCGUAAAGGUAUUUUCCGCGAGGGCAAACUCUAGAGCUCUAUUUCGAAUUGUGCCAGUUAAGUCGAAUCCGAAUGUUAUUGACUGUAUUAAUGGAAUUCGGUGCCUGUCGCUUAUGUGGGUGGUGUUCAGUCAUCAGUACAUCAUGACUUUAUUAUCGGCUGACAUAAAUAUUUUCCGUUUCGUUUCGUGGGCAGAGGCACCUUAUUCUAGUUUCAUUUUGCAUGGAUUUUACUCAGUGGAUUCGUUCUUUGUACUUGGUGGAUUAUUGGUGGCUAUGAUUCCUUUGCGAAUGAUGGACAAAACCAAGGGCAAACUAAACGUACCACUUAUGUACCUACAUCGAUUAAUCCGAAUUGUCCCACUUUUGGCCUUUGCUAUCGUUGUCCACAUGAAACUCAUGACUCUCAUAUCAGGCGGACCACUUUUUGCCAGUGGAUACUCAGGAAAGGCGACCUGUGAAAAUGGUUGGUAUUGGACUUUGCUCUUCGUGAACAACUAUACAAACAAUACGUGCAUUGGACAAUCUUGGUAUCUGUCCUUGGAUAUGCAGAUGUUCAUUCUGUCUCCGAUCCUGCUGUUCUCCCUCUACAAAUGGGGAAAGAAAGCGGCUGCUGGCAUCUUUGUUCUCAUUCUUUUACUAUCUGUCUGUCUUUUUACCACCAUAAUGGUCAACGAUUACUCGAUGAUUUUGAAGCAAUUUUCUUCUGAUGCCAACAAAGAUAUGUACUUUGCGACCCAUAACCAUGCAACUCCCUGGCUGAUUGGCUUCCUCUUCGGAUACUUUCUGCACUACAAUAAGGGAAGGAAAUUCCAGCUGAGUUGGAUGUUCGUGUGGGCGGGAUGGAUCCUCUGCCUGGCUAUGAUCUUCACCUCGAUCUUCGCCAUGUACCCGUAUGCCAAGUGGAGCGCCGUUCCUUUGUCCACCUUCGGGGAGGCCUCUUACUACACCCUCACCCGAGUGGGUUGGUCGAUGGCCGUUUGCUGGGUGGUCUUCGCCUGCAUGCAGGGAUACGGAGGACUGGCCAACAGCUUCCUCUCCUCCCCGCUGUGGCAGCCUCUCUCUAGGCUCUCCUACUCCAUCUACCUCUUCCACAUGUUCAUUCAGGAGAUGAACGCCAGAAACGGCAGGACGAAUGGUUACUUCUCAGACUACACAAUUAUGCGCAAUUUCUGGACAACCAUGGGAUUCUCAUGCUUGAUGGCUUACGUAAUGCACAUUCUCAUUGAGGCACCUUUUGGUGGACUGGAUCUUUUCCUGAGACCGAAACCCAAGAAUCCUGCCUUUGUCAAACAGAAAUCCCAAUUGGACAACGGACACAGUAAUCUUGAAGAAACUAAAGUACCGACUCCAACUUCUGCUGCGUAGAACGUGAUAUAAAGCUUGCGAAAUCUUAAUAGCUGUAG